ACGCACAAAGCGUGCCGCACCGCCAGGGUUCCCACUGCCCGCUUGACGGCCCCACACAGCGCCUCAGACGGACACUUCUUUGCGUCGACCCUGGGCCAAGGCGCGCUACAACAGCCUUCCAAGAGCAGAGACCGGCUUGCACAAGUGCGCACGCGCACCCGUCGUCUAGGACCCGGCCCCUAGCGACGCAGGGCGUCCCUAACGACCUGCGCCGCGAGGGCCCUGCGGGAAGGUUCCCGCCGGCAUCCAGGACCUGCCUGUCUGAGAAACUCCCUGUCACAAGGCCAUCACCAAGAGGCCACUUGUCCCUGUGUUGUCAGUCCCCAGCAUGGAGGAAACCCAGAUAACACCCCCACCGUCGGUCCCCAGCUGGUCCUCAACCUCCACCCAGGACCAGUCCUUCACUGCCGGCCAAGCUUCAAGCACAGGCCCACAGCCCUCAAAGUCCUCUGUCAUCCCACCCCCAGUGAAGUCCAAGGGCCCGAGUUCCGGGGCUGGGGUACGUCGGAUGCGCAGGAUCAUCGCUGAGGAUGCUGAGUGGUCAGUGGCCAUUGUGCCCCUCCUCACAGAACUCUGCAUUCAACACAUUGUCAAGAACUUCCAGAACAACCCUAUCCUGAAGCAGCUGCUCCCAGAGCAUCAGAAGAAGGUCCUGAACCAACUGUCCCCCGACCUGCCGCUGGCUGUGACCGCCAACCUGAUAGAGGAUGAGAACUACUGGCGCCGCUGCUGCACGCAACGCUGGCCCGUGUGCCACGUGGACGAGCACGGCGGCAGCUGGAAGCGCAUGUUCUUCGAGCUGCACCUGGAGAACCUGCUGAAGCACUUCAUCCCCGGCACCACGGACCCCGAGGUGAUCCUCAGCCUGCUGCCGCUCUGCAGGAACUACGUGCACACGAUCCGGGUGGAUCAGUUCCUUCCGCCCGUGCAGCUCCCGCCCCCACUUCGGGGCGGGGAUCAGUCCGACUCCAGCAGUGAAGGAGAGAUGGAGGAGGAGCCGGCCAUGGGCCACUACCAACUGGGCGACCUGGUGGCUGGCCUGAGCCACCUGGAGGAGCUGGACCUGGUGUACGGUGUCAAGGACUGUGGCAUGAACUUCGAGUGGAACCUCUUCCUCUUCACCUACCGCGACUGCCACUCCCUGGCAGCCACAGUCAAGGCAUGCCACACGCUCAAGAUCUUCAGGCUGACCCGAAGCAAGGUGGACGACGACAAGGCCCGCAUCCUCAUCUGCAGCCUCCUGGACCACGCGGCCCUAGAGGAGCUGGACCUGUCACACAACCUCAUCGGAGACCGGGGCGCGCGCGCCGCCGCCAAGCUGCUGGGCCACAGCCGCCUGCGCGUGCUCAACCUCGCCAACAACCAGGUGCGCGCGCCCGGCGCCCAGUCGCUGGCUCACGCCCUGGCGCACAACAGCAACCUCGUCUCCCUCAGCCUGCGCCUCAACUGCAUCGAGGAUGAGGGCGGCCAGGCGCUCGCCCACGCCCUGCAGACCAACAAGUGCCUCACCACACUGCACCUCGGGGGCAACGAGCUGUCCGAGCCCACUGCCACGCUCCUCUCCCAGGUGCUGUCCAUCAACACCACGCUCACUAGCAUCAACCUGUCCUGCAACCACAUCGGGCUGGAUGGCGGGAAGCAGCUUUUAGAAGGCAUGUCAGACAACAAGACCCUCCUGGAGUUUGAUUUGCGCCUGUCAGGUAUCGCCCAGGAGAGCGAGUAUCUCAUCGGCCAGGCCCUCUGUGCCAACCGUGAAGCAGCCCGCCAGCGGGCCCUGAGUUCCAGCCACGGCCAAGGGCCCUGAGAACCUGGCGGGAUAAGAUGGGGACAGGGCUGGGGCAGUGAGCAGACCUGGGUCACUGCCCUAGCCCCAUCCCUCAUUUCAUGCCCCUGCCAUGCCUGCUGCACAGUGUCACACUGAUCUGGAGGGAGUGGGGAGGGAGACCAAGAAUAUCUUUGGGAUGAGUGAUCAAGGGUUGUGCAGAUAAAGAUGUGAGGAGAGGAAGGGGCCUGGGAUAGGGGUAGGAAAUAGGACUUAGCCCUGGUACGCAGGGAGAGGAUAUUACCGGACUCACUGAAAUGACUGACUUCUCCCAAGAAUGGGGAAGGCAAAGCAGACUCUAAGGGACUGUGCCGGCCCAGACUCUCCCACAGGGGUCGCCCAUCUCCCUGACCACCCUCCUCCCCACCAUUUUUCUCUCUACCAAACAGAUCCUUGACCUCUUGACCUUCAAACACACUCUCUCUCUCCACCCCCACCCACCCCCCCGCCAGGCUACAGCAUAGCUUUGCCUGGCUCUUCCACCAUCACCCCUGCCGGUGCCACCUCCCUCUUGCUUAACUCCCGCUUAAGUCAUCCAGUUCUACAAGCCACGCCAUCCCUAAUCCAUUCCCUUCAACCUGGGAAGGGGGAAACAGAGGUGACAGGAGGGGCUCAGACCCAUUGGCCUCCCCAGAUUGCUGCUCACGGACGGGCAGAUGGCGAGAGAGGUGCGACACUGGGAAGGGAAGUCAGUGAGUCAUCUGCAACUUUAUUAUCCACCAGUUUGAUUUAUACAAUCUUUGCGCUUGGAAAUCCACGACAGAAAGGCCACAGUGUGAUGCACCCAGUUGACAGAGACCUGUCUUCUCCCCAGCCAGGCCCAGCCCACCCCACAAGCCCUUGUCCCCAGGACACAUGAAACCUUCCAGGCAUCCUCCAUGAGUCCCCGUCACUCUGUGGCCGCCCGCCUUGGGGCCACACCCACGGGAAUCACAUCUACCCACAGGGCCACAAGAGGCCCUGAUGAUGGAUUCAGGCAGAGCCCCAUCUCCCAUCCUCCUCGGGCUGAACCUCCAGCCCUGUGUUUCCAGAGGGUGUGUCAUGGGCUGCACCCACAGCCUUGGGGCGCUUUCCAGGGACUCCUUCCAACAAGCAGAGCACCAAAGGGGGCUUGGCAGUGACCGCACGUGUGUGCCUGUCUGGGCAACCUUGAGUCUGUCUGUGCCUGACACCCUCUGACAGUUCCGAGUGCAAACGUGUAGGUGUGAGGGUGUGUGAGUGUGUGUGUACAUAGCCACAGCUGCUAGCAGAGGGUCUAAUUAGAGAAACAAGAACAUUCAGUGUAAAGUUUAAUUUUAGAGAUUAGUUAAUUUUCUGGUUUUGUUUUCCCUGGCAAUCAAUAAAGCUACCAAGAAAACAGACCACAGAAUUGGUUUCUCUCUAAGUCUGUGCAUAUGUGGGAGGUGUGAGGCUGUCUGUGUGAGAAGACCUAGGCAGAAAUGGUCAAUACAGGCAAAAAUAAUAACAGCCCCUCCCCUUUCCCCCUCCUCCCAGCUCAGGUUCUGUCUCAGGAAUGGCCCGGAGGCAGGAGGAGCCGAGUUCCUCCCUCCUUGGAGCCAUGAGGUGGCCAGGAUGCCCCACACAAGGGCGUGACAUCUGGGUGCCAGCUGGCCAAGAACUGGGUCCUGAGGCCACAGCUCACCACCUGUACCUUGAAGAUGUCCGUUCAGAGGAAACGGGUGCUCCAACCCCCAGGCCCCUGGAGAGCACAGUGCUGGCGGGUAGGUGGCACUGCUGCCCAGGGAAACCUAGUGCGCAGCUGUUCCCCUCCUCCCCAAGCCUCCUCUUCUCCGGCCUUGUCUCUCUUCCCACUCAGCCAUCUCCACCUGAAAGUUAGGCUCAACCCUGAUGGGCCACAGGCCGUGGUGUCCCCACAAUCUGUG
This is a messenger RNA of Globicephala melas (long-finned pilot whale), 3705 nucleotides long. It is a transcript of the gene TCTE1, whose product is annotated as t-complex-associated-testis-expressed 1. The record is from RefSeq and is a predicted model, not a curated record. Gene Ontology annotation, biological process: microtubule-based movement. NCBI's taxonomy places the organism in Eukaryota, Metazoa, Chordata, Mammalia, Artiodactyla, Delphinidae. Gene Ontology annotation, molecular function: protein binding.